Molecule: messenger RNA, 972 nt
Organism: Magnolia sinica
Lineage: Eukaryota; Viridiplantae; Streptophyta; Magnoliopsida; Magnoliales; Magnoliaceae
Exons: 2
Coding region: 255-602 (115 amino acids)
Source: RefSeq, a predicted model, not a curated record
CUGCAGCUGCUAAAGCCAGGAUGAAGAAGUUACAUGUUUCACCCAUAACAACUGUCUUACUAACCAUGAUUUCUUCUUUAUACAGCAAGUUUUACGGAUUGUAAGGGAGAAUACCGUUCCAACCUAAAGUCAUAUAACUCCCAACGUUUGCCUUAUAGUGUCAGUAAAUUUAUUGACAUUACUUAUCUACUCAAUUCAUACAUGCCUCUGACUGUCUUCACUUUUGUCUGCAUGACAUUUUGUUUUAAAGGCAUAUGUUCAUUACAUUCAUGUGCAUGACAAUUGUUUUGAUGGCAGACUUCCACUUGGAUUGUUUGAUAUCUCCAUCAAAUUGUUCCCUUAAUCAUCCAAAGGCCGUCCGCAUCCUUACUCUGUCAUGGGGAAAUACUGCGUGGUCUUUGUCAGCCGAGUUCUUGGAAUGUUCGAUAACUGAGAGCAGUGCCGCUAGCAAGUUAAUAGAUACAAUGGCUGCUGGCAUCAGUCUUUCAAGACUUUAUUGGAUGCAAGAUCUGAAUGGAACAAACAUCCAGAGAAGAUUCAGAAUCUUUAGCGCCAAAGAGGACUCCCUCCAGACCAUGUAUGGCUCUGAUGAUGACAACUAGCAGAUGAGGAGUGAAAUCCACAUAGCUGAAACCGUACAUGGCUCUCCAACCGAUCACUACACCAAUGAACCAUUGGCUAGAGACAUUAUACGAACACGUUUAGGGUCAUUUUCUAGAAAGGAAUGCUCUGGUUCCAGUGAUAGAGUUGGAACAGCUGAAGGAGAAGAUGCCUGGACUAUUGACAUCAAACGUUCUACGUUGGAGGCUGCAAUUUGCAUACUGUUUAGGCUACUAGUGAUUUGGAGCAUAUUUCUAUGAUUUCAGUUUGUGUCAGGGACGUAUAAUACUUUUGUCAUAGACUAUGGUUUUAUUGCUCUCUGUUCUGAAAAACAUUUUGAGUUAGCUAAAAUUUGUGUUCUUUAUAUGAUGA